Conger conger (European conger) is the source of this 2189-nucleotide messenger RNA. It is a transcript of the gene lactb2, whose product is annotated as lactamase, beta 2. Gene Ontology annotation, molecular function: single-stranded RNA binding; RNA endonuclease activity. The transcript has 7 exons. The coding region runs from base 142 to 1011 and encodes 289 amino acids. The record is from RefSeq and is a predicted model, not a curated record. Gene Ontology annotation, cellular component: mitochondrial matrix. NCBI's taxonomy places the organism in Eukaryota, Metazoa, Chordata, Actinopteri, Anguilliformes, Congridae.
GUGAAGUGAUUGCAGCGUGAUAAACUGAAAGGAAAAACAUUGAUCUCCUCAGUAGAGUUGUAGGUGAAGCUCAUUCGAUGAGCUCAAAGGUUUCAUUGCUUUCUCGCUGUUUGUCUGGUUGUGUUACGGACUGAGAGUAAAAUGGCUACAGUUUUACCACGUAUAGAGCAACUGUCGUCCAGAGUUGUUCGCAUCCUUGGCUGUAAUCCUGGACCCAUGACACUUCAGGGUACGAAUACGUACUUGGUCGGAACGGGGAAAAGACGGGUCCUGAUAGACACCGGAGAGCCUUCAAUCCCUGAGUAUAUCAGCUGUUUAAAACGAGCCUUGAGCCAAUUCAACACCGCGAUUCAAGAGAUCAUCGUAACGCAUUGGCAUCACGAUCAUACGGGAGGGGUGUCAGACGUUUGUCGGGAUGUCUCCGCAGAUUGUGAGCUUCGGGUUAGCAAACUUCCUCGAACUCCGCCCAUUGAAGAAUUAACAACGGAUGGGAAAAAGUACUGUUACCUGAAGGACGGGGAUGUCAUAGCAACAGAGGGUGCGACGCUGAAGGUCCUCUUCACACCCGGCCACACGGAUGACCACAUGGCUCUGGUGCUGGAGGAGGAACAGGCAGUGUUCUCGGGAGACUGCAUUCUGGGGGAAGGGACGGCAGUUUUCGAGGACCUGUACGAUUACAUGAAAUCUCUGCAGAUAAUCCUGGACUCCAGGGCAGUCUUGAUAUACCCAGGGCACGGGCCUGUGGUGCAGGAUGCAGGCAGUAAAAUCCAGGAGUACAUCACCCACAGGAACCUCCGAGAGCAGCAGAUUCUGAGCGUUCUCCAGAGCAGUGCUGGGAAGGAAUUCACCUCCUCAGAGCUCGUAAAAGUGGUGUACAAGGACACACCCGAAUAUCUUCACAGAGCAGCUGAAGUGAAUCUUGUGCAUCACCUGAAGAAACUGGAAAAAGAGGGUGAAAUAAGAUGUGAAAAUGAAUCACAUCAAUGCAGCAGAUGGACGAGCAAACUCUGAGAACAUAACAGGAUUUUUCCAGCUUCUAUGUGCCUGGGUUUCUGUAAAUUACACUUCAUUAAAACUGGGAUUUUCUUUUCUGUAGUUUAUAGAAAUGUAAUUAUACACACUGCAAAUCUGAAAGGACAAGUAAUUCUGCACACUGAAAUACUAGGACCUAUACACUAGUUCCAAAAAUGUGUCUGAUGUAUUACGUCAGUGCCCAAGUUAAAGGUGCAGGUGAACAAGCAAUGAAAUGCAAAAGGUAUAUAGUUAUUUUUCACCAGCACCGUUAUGCUGGACUCAUAAUAAAUUAGAUUUUGGAACUAGUGUGUUGGUCCUAGUAUUUCAGUGUGCAGGGUUACUUAUUAAAUAGUACUUAAUUACUAUUUUUAUACUACAACUUGAUUUUUGCACAUACACAAAAUUGACUUUCAUCUGAGCGCAUUCAUCUGCUGUUCUGUUCUGACAUUCAAUUCAAUUGAAUAUUAUUUGUACAGCGCUUUUUACAGAAGACUGUCAUGAAGAUGCUUUUCUGAGUAGCAAAAGGGCAAAUGCUAAAAACAUCCUAGAUACUCAAAUAACUAUCUCUGCCUAAAAUGUGACAUUUAUCAAUACAAUGUUUUCCCUUUACAGUAGAUGGCAGCAAAAUACAAUUUUUGCUCAUGCAGUAAAAAUAAGAGAUGUGUUUGAAACUGACAUGCAUUCAGUUUUAAGGAAAAACAUAACUAGGAAUUAUUACUCUCAAGCUUUCUGUGACAGUGUAUAUGCUGUCACAGAAAAUGCUCCUGCUUUCUGAUGAGGGGCAAUAUGUUCAGAGCAAUUAAUGUAGUAAGGAUUUGAUAUAGUUCUUGAAUACAACAGGAGUGAGCGAAAUGAACCUGCUAGCCAUGAUGCAAACACUUCCUGUAGGAGUCACAGAUCAGUCUCCCAGUUUAUAGGAGCCAUGAUGUAGACGGCUACUAAAAUGAUCAGUAUCUUCUAUUGUUAAACUCAGAAUGAGAUUGAGAUCACUGCCUGUCAUUCACAGGGUAAACCAUGUACAUGUUUCAGUACACUAAAGUUGUUUUUUGUCAAAAAUGUGUGUGAGUGUAUGAAUUUAUCAUGACUAUGGCAUUAAGUUAUUCAAAGAGCAGAAAAUCAUAGUUGAAUCUGGGAAAAUUACUUGCUUUUUCCAUAAAGUCAUACAGUUUUAUGAA